CGGCCCUUUUCGUAAUGAAAGAAAGGUCGAAAGUUGAAAAUUGAAACUUGAAAGCAUGGUUUGUUGAAAGGAAUUGGACCACCAUGUUCAGUCGGCUAUCCACAGACUGAAUCAUAAUUUCGUUUCCAUUUUUACACAUCCGUCCGCCACCUUGCCUCGAUCUCCAUCCACCGGACCCCGAGUAACUGAGAAUGGAGCCGGAUGUGAGCAUCGAGACGAGCUGCAUGAUCCGUGUAGCGGUCAUCCCAAUUGGGUCAAUUCCGAUCCCGCUCUUCCGAGAUUACACGUCCAUGCUGGUCCGCCACCACACCAUAUCGCUAUCCUCCAUCAGCUCCUUCUACACAGAGCACCAGAAGUCACCGUUCUCCCACCAGCCUUGGGACUCCGGCAGCCUCCGGUUUAAGUUCAUGGUCGGCGGAUCUCCGGCUAGCCCUUGGGAGGACUUCCAGUCUAAUCGUAAGAUCCUCGCUGUCCUUGGCAUUUGCCACUGCCCUUCAUCCCCUGAUCUCCACUCCGUCGCCGACCAGUUUACCUCUUCCUGUAAGGUUUACUCGUCUUCGCUUGUUCAACGCUGCUUCGCCUUCUGCCCUGGAGAUUCCCAGUUAGAGGAUGAGAGUCAUAAAGGGAGAAACAUAGUUUUGUUUCCGCCGGCGGAUAGACAAACUCAAGAGUUUCACUUGCAAACUAUGAUGCAAGAUAUUGCUGCCUCACUGUUGAUGGAAUUUGAAAAAUGGGUUCUGCAAGCAGAGUCUGGUGGAACUAUUCUAAAGACUCCUUUAGACUCUCAAGCUAGCCUGAGCUCAGAGGAGGUUUAUAUUUUAGGUUAUCAAGGCAAAGAAAAGAAGGCUUGGGAGGGCACAAAAAACUAUUGGAGAUUACUGUUUGUUGGCUGGGUCACCUGUUGAUGCCAAUGCACAUUAUUCCACUGCACUUGAACUCGCUAGGUUGACUGGUGACUUCUUCUGGUACGCUGGUGCAAUGGAGGGGAGUGUAUGCGCAUUGAUGAUAGAUCGUAUGGGACAAAGAGAUCCAGUUCUAGAGGAUGAAGUCAAAUAUCGUUACAAUAGUGUCAUAAUGCAUUAUAGAAAAUCAUUUAUACAAGACAAUGCUCAGAGAGUUUCACCUUUAAGCUUUGAGCUUGAGGCUACACUGAAAUUAGCUAGAUAUUUGUGUAGACGGGAGCUGGCUAAGGAAGUCGUUGAGUUGUUGACAGCUGCUGCUGAUGGAGCAAAAUCUUUAAUUGAUGCUAGUGACAGAUUGGUUUUAUAUAUUGAAAUAGCUCGACUCUUUGGUAAACUUGGUUAUCAGCGGAAGGCUGCCUUCUUCUCUAGGCAGGUUGCUCAGCUUUACUUGCAACAAGAGAAUAGAUUGGCUGCUACCAGUGCUAUGCAAGUAUUGGCAAUGACCACUAAAGCAUACCGUGUCCAAAGCAGAGCUUCUGCUCAACAUCAACAUGCUAUUUGUCAGGCCACUGGACCAACUCACGUUGAUGGAGGGAAAAUGCAUCACAACUGGAUAGUCUCACUUUUUGAAUCUCAGUGGAGCACACUUCAGAUGGUUGUGCUGAGGGAAAUACUUCUAUCUGCUGUCCGUGCUGGAGAUCCUCUUGCUGCAUGGAGCGCAGCGGCACGACUUCUAAGAUCUUAUUAUCCGUUGAUUACCCCAGCUGGGCAAAAUGGAUUGGCAAGUGCCCUUUCGAAUUCAUCUGAGAGGCUUCCUUCAGGAACUCGUUGUGCUGAUCCUGCCCUGCCUUUCGUCAGGUUGCAUUCAUUCCCACUUCAUUCCUCACAACUGGACAUAGUAAAGCGCAAUCCUUCUAGGGAAGAUUGGUGGGUUGGAUCUGUGCCAUCAGGACCUUUUAUUUAUACACCAUUCAGCAAAGGGGAGUCAACUCAAAGUAGUAAACAGGAGUUGAUUUGGGUUGUUGGUGAACCUGUUCAAGUCCUGGUGGAGUUGGCAAAUCCUUGCGGUUUUGACUUGAUAGUUGACAGUAUAUAUCUAUCAGCCCAUUCUGAAAAUUUUGAUGCUUUCCCUGUCAGUGUUAAUCUUCCUCCUAAUUCAGCUAAGGUGAUUACAUUAUCUGGAAUUCCUACUAAAGUGGGAUCGGUGACAAUUCCUGGAUGCAUUGUUCAUUGUUUUGGUGUUAUCACUGAACAUUUCUUUAAGGAAGUUGAUAAUCUGCUCCUUGGAGCAGCACAAGGACUAGUGUUGUCUGACCCUUUCCGCAGCUGUGGUUCUCCUAAGUUGAAGAAUAUACCUGUUCCAAACAUUUCAGUGGUUACCCCACUGCCAUUGUUGGUGUCACGUGUUGCUGGAACUGAUGGUGCUAUUAUCCUUUAUGAAGGUGAGAUUCGUGAAGUGCAUAUUACUUUGGCAAAUGCAGGUACAGUUCCAGUUGAGCAAGCCCAUAUUUCAUUGUCAGGGAAGAACCAAGAUUCAGUUAUAUCAAUCACGUAUGAAACCAUGAAGUCUAGCCUUCCUCUCAAGCCUGGUGCGGAGGUGACAAUAUCUGUCACUUUAAAAGCUUGGCAGCUUGGGAUUAUAGAUCCUGAUGCUGCUCCCAACAAGAGUAUUUCCCCAAACUCUGGGAGACAAAUCAAAGAUGGAGUCAGCCCAAUGUUGCUGAUCCACUAUGCAGGUCAGUUGAUGAUACCUGGGAAACCACCAGUAGAUGGGUCUAUUCCUCCUGGAAGGCGGCUGGCUAUUCCCUUGAACAUAUGUGUCUCACCAUGCUUGUCUUUUGUAAAGGCUCGUUUGCUCUCAAUGGAGAUUCCUGCUUAUGUUGGUGAUGAUCAUCCAAAACUUGAAAUAGAAAAGGAGUGUUCUAUUGAAGAAGCUACCUGCAUGGAAAGACAAGCUGACAAGUUCAUAAAAAUUGACCCUUACAGAGGAAGUUGGGGGUUGCGUUUUCUCGAGAUGGAGUUGUCUAAUCCAACAGAUGUUGUCUUUGAGAUUGGUGUGUCUGUUCAGCUUGAGAACUCUCCCAGUGAGGGGAGUCCUGAAUACAAGUAUCCUAGAACAAGGAUAGAUAGAGAUUACACAACCAGAGUACUAAUACCCUUGGAACACUUCAAAUUGCCCGUUCUUGAUGGUUCCUUCCUGGUUAGGGACUCCAUGAUGAAUGGGACCAACAAUAGAAGUUCAAGCUUCUCUGAGAAAAACAGCAAGGCUGAACUUAAUGCUUGCAUCAAGAAUUUAAUUUCUCGGAUUAAAGUUAGGUGGCAGUCUGGACGAAACAGUUCAGGAGAAUUAAAUAUCAAGGAUGCAAUACAGGCUGCUUUACAAUCAUCAGUGAUGGAUGUUCUGCUGCCAGAUCCACUGACCUUUGGUUUUGCUCUCACCGGAACUGGUUUGCCCAAGGAGUUGGGCAUGCAGAACCAUUGUGUUGCAUCUAAGGGGCCAAUUGUUGCACAUGACAUGACUCCAAUGGAAGUGCUUGUACGCAACAAUACGAAAGAAACUAUUAGAUUAAGUCUCAGCAUCACAUGUCGAGAUGUAGCUGGUGAGAACUGUGUGGAGGGUGAUAAGGCAACCGUGUUAUGGACAGGUGUUUUGAAUGGUAUUGCCAUGGAGGUACCCCCACUUCAAGAAAUCAAGCAUUCCUUCUCCUUAUAUUUCCUGGUUCCAGGUGAGUAUACGUUGUUACCUGCUGCUGCAAUUGAUGAUGCUAAUGAAAUUCUAAGAGCUCGAGCAAGAGCGAACUCAAAUGACGAGCCAAUAUUUUGUCGUGGACCGCCUUUCCACAUCCGAGUGAAUGGAACCCUAUGACAGCUGUCACGCUACAAUUGGCUCCAAAAGAUUUAUGUUUAACCGGGUGUCAGUGUUGUGUUUCUAAUCUAUGUAUUUAUUAAGCUUCCUUAGUCAUACCGACCCUUUGUUUUCCCUUUCUCUAUUCCUUUUGCUAUGGAGUGACUUUUGUUACAAACGGACCUAAUUUAGAUGUGCAUUAACCUUUUGUAGCUUUUGUGCAUGCUGAAAAUCCCAUACUAUAAUAGUGUAAUAUAUCUGCGGCUGUCCAGUGAUUUUGCUUUACCCUAAAGUGCAAUGGUGCCUGCC
Molecule: messenger RNA, 4056 nt
Organism: Cuscuta europaea
Lineage: Eukaryota; Viridiplantae; Streptophyta; Magnoliopsida; Solanales; Convolvulaceae
Source: the annotation of a GenBank genome assembly